This is a messenger RNA of Acanthocheilonema viteae, 386 nucleotides long. NCBI's taxonomy places the organism in Eukaryota, Metazoa, Nematoda, Chromadorea, Rhabditida, Onchocercidae. The record is from the annotation of a GenBank genome assembly.
AUGGGCAAUGUGUUGGAUGAUUUAAAUUUUAAAGUUGUCGCACUUUGCUUGGAUGUUCUUCGCUUAACGCUGGAAAAAGUUGGAUCACUUCUAGCGCCAUAUAUACAGCAAAUCAUUGGCUUAAUUUCGAAACAUUUUGGCAAUCAAAAAUCAGCAAUAAAACAACAAAUUAUGGCAAUUUCCAUGAUAACAAUGAAAAAUUGCUCACCGAAAAGUGUCAUCUCAUAUUUGUGCAUUUACUCGGAACAUCGAAAUUCACGAAUUCGUGAAGAGAUUUUAAAUAUUAUGACAGCUGCAUUGCUUAAAUUCGAUUCACGCUCAAUUAAUUUAAAAGCAAUUGCCGAUGUUGUUGUUCCAUUACUUGCUGACCAAAAAAGACGUGUUAG